AUGCGAUUAAGCUUCUUCUAUCAUAUCCUUUGGGGAUACAACAUUUCCUCCAUCAACUGGUACCACAGACUCGGCGACUGUUACUACUUCAAGUUUCAGAACUUCCAAAAAAUCAGGACGGCAAUGGUCCUGAUCGGCCUUAUCCAUAUCUUCCUGAUGUUUUACUUAGAUAUGAAGAGAGUUCUCUUCUUAAUCCAGGACUGGAAAUAAUGUAUUGGACUUCUUCAGUCUCUUCUUCGUGUUCAUCUACUCAGGAUUCCAGCGUACGAAGAUCCUUCUCGAAACCAAGCUUUAUUUCAUCCUUAAUGACCCUAAUGGGGAAUUCUGGAAUAAGAAAGUUGCUAAAGAGCAUGAGGAUGAUGUACAACCAUAUACAACCUGGAAACAAGUGGUGAUUUUGUAUGAAGUGGCCAUCACGAUCAAUUUAUUCCAUACAUACUUCUUCUGGGUGCAUUGGUAUUCAGAGAUAAUAGAGUAUUAUAAAAACAGGCAGCCACAAGAUGAAUUAAGCAUAUUGGUAAGAGUAUCAUUAGCACAUUCAAUUAAUUUGAUACCUCCAAUCAUGCUUGCAUUUGAUUUUAUGUUCUCAAAAGUGGUGUUUAACUACAGACAUUGGUUCCUACCUGCUUUGACGCUGAUAAUAUACAAAUGAGUCACUCUUGGUGGAGAGUAUGUGAUUGAAUAUGAAGAGAUGCCACAUAAUGAUAAUGAAAAGGCAGAUAAUAUCUAUUUCUUCCUUAUGGUAAUGUCAAUAAUCACAGGUUUGUACCUCUUCCUGGCUUUUGUGACUAAAAUUAAAUAUUGGAUCUUUAAGCCUAAUUUUCCACAAGAAGGGAAAUACAUGUUUAUUGACCGCUGAGUAAAGAAAGCCUUCUUUGAUGCCUUCGAUACUAAUUUCAAUGAUGAAAAUGCUGACAUCAGUUGUAGUGAAGAUGGAGUUGAGGUUAUAAGAGGAGAAACAGAGUUCAUCAAAGAAGCUUGCAAAAAUUAUGCUUUCCGAGAUUCUGGACUUGAGGAAAAUAUCCCAGAGCUAGCAUAUUCCAUCUCAAUUCGCCCGCCUACACCUCAGCCAGGUGAAUUUUUUAGAAAAUCAGAGAAGAACCUAUUAACCAGGAUUAAGGAAAAACUAUUUUUAAAAAAGGACAUCAAAACCCAUAUCGAAAUGGGAAAUAUAAGUUCGAGCAGUGAAGAAAAAUCAAUAAAACCCCAUCGCAAUUAACCCACAGAACUAACAUAUUCCCCUUUCAACUCCCUUUCCA
Moneuplotes crassus is the source of this 1259-nucleotide messenger RNA. Lineage: Eukaryota; Ciliophora; Spirotrichea; Euplotida; Euplotidae. The record is from the annotation of a GenBank genome assembly.